AUGAGCGCGCUUGGGCCUGAGCGCACCGGCAUGGACCCGUCACCGACCGCUCUCUUCGACUCGUACGAGUCCGACUUCCAACAGAUUGUGUCGAGCAUCCGCGACAAGCUCGCGAACGAUGCCAACGCCGGCGGGGAGAGCGGCAAGGCCGCGCUGCGGAGGGUCGAGAUGGAGCUCGACGAGGCGGACGAGAUGGUGUCCCAGAUGGAGAUAGAGAUACAGGGUAUACCGCAGAGCAUCCGCCCGUCCUACCAGACCCGCGUCCGCACGUCGAAGCAGACGCUUGCUACGCUCAAGAAGCAGGCCAAGGACGCGCAUGUCUCUCUGGGAAGGAGCGAGCUAAUCGGGAGCCGGGGUGGAGGCCCCACUUCCGACGAUCCGUACGCGCCUACUUCUGACAGGUCCCGGUUACUGGCCGGUACGUCGCUGUUGGAGGAUGGCUCGAGGAGGUUGCAGGAAUCUCAACGCAUCGCCCUUGAAACGGAGGAGACAGGCGCCGAUAUCCUCCGCAACCUCCGCAUCCAGCGAGAACAGAUCGAGAACUCGCGCAACACGCUUCAAGCGGCCGACUCGUCAAUAGACCGCGCAAGUGGCACGCUGAAGAAGAUGAUCAGGCGGAUGUACCAACAACGCUUCAUCACCGCGGGUAUCAUCGCCGUCUUGAUCAUCCUCAUCUGCAUCAUUGUAUACGAGAAGGUCUUUGCGUAGUCCAUCUGUACUCGUCGCGGAUGAUUCGGCUGGACAAUUUGGGGGAGAUAUACGCGGGCUUGCUUAUUUGUGUUCUACGGACCCUGUAUCGAUAUGAUAAUAAUCAUCUGUUUUCUGGAGUACUGC
Molecule: messenger RNA, 834 nt
Organism: Punctularia strigosozonata HHB-11173 SS5
Lineage: Eukaryota; Fungi; Basidiomycota; Agaricomycetes; Corticiales; Punctulariaceae
Product: V-snare-domain-containing protein
Exons: 6
Coding region: 1-708 (235 amino acids)
Biological process (GO): vesicle fusion with Golgi apparatus; retrograde transport, endosome to Golgi; Golgi to vacuole transport
Cellular component (GO): late endosome membrane; ER to Golgi transport vesicle membrane; endoplasmic reticulum membrane
Molecular function (GO): SNAP receptor activity; SNARE binding
Source: RefSeq, a predicted model, not a curated record